CUCUAAGUUGCAGCACAUAUUCAAUCCUAUCAAACUUGAAAACAUACCUAUAUAAAGAAUGUCGUAGUGAAUCUUAAGUUUCAAGCCUUCAGCAUAUUCAGUCAUCCUUCACCUUGUUGUGUGUGCACAUUGUUAGUACAAUUGCAAUGGCUCUCAUUCGCUUCCUCCUUCCCACAUGUAUGGUUUUCUUUUCAUUGCUAAUCGUCAAUGCCUCUGCUACUAAUUAUGGCUAUGGUCCAAAACCACCACAGGUUCAGAAACCAAAACCUCCACAGCUCCAGAAACCAAAACCGCCACAGGUGGAGAAACCAAAACCAGAUCAGUUGUAUGGAGAGAUACUACCUCACAAUCUCUUCGGCAUUCAAGGGCUUGUUUUAUGCAACUCUGGCUCUAAAGCCUUCCCAAUUCAAGGAGCUGUGGCCAGGAUUACCUGUUUGGGUAAGGACGAAAAUGGGUACGAGACUGCACCUCUCUCCAUCUUAAGCGGUGCAACUGAUGCAAAGGGUUACUUCUUUGCAACAUUGUCACCUUCAAAGCUUGUAGGCAACUACAACAAGAAGUGGAAGCUCACAAAGUGUACUGCAUUCCUUAACAAUUCUCCAUUGGAGAGCUGCAAAGUCCCCACUGAUGUCAACCAUGGUAUUAGUGGUGCUCCGCUUGCUUCUUAUCGCCCUCUCAAUGCCAAGAACAUGAAGUUGUUCUCUGUUGGACCCUUCUUCUACACCUCAGAACCUAAACCAGCCCCUAAAGGCUAUUAAUUUAUUAAUUAUGUUCUACAUUUACUAAUUUGGAGUUGAAUGGGGAAGGGGAAAGGAUAUUGAGUCUUCAUCGUUGUUGUAUGCUUUAUUUCAUUACUGGCAAGUGGUUUUACACUCUGCCAUCUCGGAUAUUUGUAAUAAGCUUUGCUCUGUUAGAGCAUGCCUAUUUUUGUUUUGCUAAUAUA
Molecule: messenger RNA, 943 nt
Organism: Rosa rugosa (rugosa rose)
Lineage: Eukaryota; Viridiplantae; Streptophyta; Magnoliopsida; Rosales; Rosaceae
Product: protein SEED AND ROOT HAIR PROTECTIVE PROTEIN-like
Exons: 2
Coding region: 147-758 (203 amino acids)
Source: RefSeq, a predicted model, not a curated record